Molecule: messenger RNA, 1050 nt
Organism: Lepisosteus oculatus (spotted gar)
Lineage: Eukaryota; Metazoa; Chordata; Actinopteri; Semionotiformes; Lepisosteidae
Product: glutathione S-transferase theta-3-like
Biological process (GO): glutathione metabolic process
Cellular component (GO): cytoplasm
Molecular function (GO): glutathione transferase activity
Source: RefSeq, a predicted model, not a curated record
UCACGAUCGGUUGGUCGUAAAAUGUAGGUUUUACAGAAAACCAGCGAAACCAGAUUUGAGCUUUUCCCUGUAGUGGGGUGUUAUUCCAGCUUCAAGAUGGUGCUCGAACUCUAUCUGGAUCUGUACUCUCAGCCGUGUCGCUCCGUUUACAUGUUUGCUAAGAAAAACAACAUCCCUUUUGAGCUCAAGAACGUCAAGCUGUUUGAAGGCCAACAGUAUGAGGAGGAUUUCGGAAAGAUCAAUCCACUGAGGAAAGUCCCAGCCUUGAGAGAUGAAGACUUCACCUUGGCAGAAAGCAUUGCGAUCCUUAUGUACCUGGCUGAGAAAUUCAAGACCCCAGACCACUGGUACCCAUCGGACUUAAAGAAAAGAGCCAGGGUCAACGAAUACCUGUCCUGGCAGCACGUUGCAGUCAGAGCUAAUGGAUCAAAGGUCUUCUGGUUUAAGUUCAUGAUUCCUAUUAUAACUGGGGAAGAAGUUCCCAAAGAGAAGAUGGACUUUGUUUUGGAGGAUCUCAACAUGUCUCUGAAGCUGUUUGAGGAGAAGUUCCUGCAGGACAGGCCUUUCAUCAUUGGCGAGCAGAUCUCCUUGGCAGACCUUGUGGCCAUAGUGGAGAUGAUGCAGCCAGUAGCUGCUGGUCUUGACAUCUUCGAGGGGAGGCCGAAACUGAGCGCGUGGCGUGACCGAGUGAAGGAGGGAAUUGGCAGAGAGCUCUUCGACGAAGCUCACGCGGCCAUCUUGAAAGCCAAAGACAUCAGCCAGAUGUUGGACAAGAGCAAGCUGGAGUUCUUCAAAGCCAGGGUCAAGAAAAUGCUGAAUUGAAAAGCCUCUCUUCAUUCUUUCAGGACAGGCUUGAACCUCAAAAUGAAUGUCAAAAGAAGAGAAAAAGGGCACCCACAGGGAGAUUCAAAAUAAAUUGUUUUCAUAGUAAUUACAGCAAGGUGACAUUUUAUGUAACUAUAACUGGCAUCAAAUGGAGUUCCAAACAGAUGCAGAUAUGCAAGUAGUAUAUUCUCUCCAAAUACACUUACAAUAAAGUAACAAGCUUCA